Molecule: messenger RNA, 1987 nt
Organism: Lepus europaeus (European hare)
Lineage: Eukaryota; Metazoa; Chordata; Mammalia; Lagomorpha; Leporidae
Gene: ALDH2
Product: aldehyde dehydrogenase 2 family member
Exons: 13
Coding region: 42-1607 (521 amino acids)
Molecular function (GO): aldehyde dehydrogenase (NAD+) activity
Source: RefSeq, a predicted model, not a curated record
ACAGCCGGAGCCCGCGCCCCGCGUCCCGCCGCCCGAGCAGCAUGUUGCGCGCCGCUGCGCUCGCCGCCGCCGGCCUCCGGCCCUUCCUGGGCCGCCGCCUCCUGUCUGCCGCCGCCACCCAGGCCGUGCCGGCCCCCAACCAGCAGCCGGAGGUCUUCUACAAUCAGAUCUUCAUAAACAAUGAGUGGCACGAUGCGGCCAGCAGGAAGACCUUCCCCACGGUCAACCCGUCCACCGGCGAGGUCAUCUGUCAGGUGGCUGAAGGGGACAAGGAAGACGUGGACAGGGCAGUAAAGGCCGCCAGGGCCGCCUUCCAGCUGGGCUCACCGUGGCGCCGCAUGGACGCGUCCGAGAGGGGCCGGCUGCUCUACCGCCUGGCGGAUCUGAUCGAGCGCGACCGGACCUACCUGGCGGCCCUGGAGACCCUGGACAACGGCAAGCCCUACGUGAUCUCCUACCUGGUGGACUUGGACAUGGUCCUCAAGUGCCUGCGGUAUUACGCCGGCUGGGCUGAUAAGUACCACGGGAAAACCAUUCCCAUCGACGGGGACUUCUUCAGCUUCACGCGCCACGAGCCCGUGGGGGUGUGCGGGCAGAUCAUCCCGUGGAACUUCCCCCUCCUGAUGCAAGCGUGGAAGCUGGGCCCCGCCUUGGCGACUGGAAACGUGGUCGUCAUGAAGGUGGCCGAGCAGACGCCGCUCACUGCCCUCUAUGUGGCCAACUUGAUCAAGGAGGCUGGCUUCCCCCCCGGAGUGGUCAACAUCGUCCCAGGAUUCGGUCCCACCGCCGGGGCUGCCAUCGCCUCCCACCACGACGUGGACAAAGUGGCGUUCACUGGCUCCACCGAGGUUGGCCACCUGAUCCAGGUUGCCGCAGGGAGCAGUAACCUCAAGAGAGUGACCCUGGAGCUGGGGGGGAAGAGCCCCAACAUCAUCAUGUCCGACGCCGACAUGGACUGGGCCGUGGAGCAGGCCCACUUCGCCCUGUUCUUCAACCAGGGCCAGUGCUGCUGCGCCGGCUCCCGGACCUUCGUGCAAGAGGACGUUUACGCCGAGUUCGUGGAACGCAGCGUGGCCCGGGCCAAGGCCCGCGUGGUCGGGAACCCCUUUGACAGCCAGACCGAGCAGGGGCCGCAGGUGGACGAGACGCAGUUUAAGAAGAUUCUGGGCUACAUCAAAUCUGGAAAGCAAGAGGGGGCGAAGCUGCUGUGCGGCGGCGGGGCGGCCGCUGACCGGGGCUACUUCAUCCAGCCCACCGUGUUCGGAGACGUGCAGGACGGCAUGACCAUCGCCAAGGAAGAGAUCUUUGGGCCGGUGAUGCAGAUCCUGAAGUUCAAGACCAUCGAGGAGGUUGUUGGGAGAGCCAAUAAUUCCAAGUAUGGGCUGGCUGCAGCUGUCUUCACAAAGGACCUGGACAAGGCCAAUUAUCUGUCCCAAGCCCUUCAGGCAGGCACUGUGUGGGUCAACUGCUAUGAUGUGUUUGGGGCCCAGUCCCCGUUUGGUGGCUACAAGAUGUCGGGCAGCGGCCGGGAGCUGGGCGAGUACGGUCUGCAGGCCUACACCGAAGUGAAGACGGUCACGGUCAAGGUUCCCCAGAAGAACUCGUGAGGAAGCACGCUGCCUCCCUGUGCACCGGGCAGCUGCUCAACAGAUCGGCCAGAGAGCAGGAGAGAGGACCCUUGCACGCAUGCUGCACUCUGUAGAAGAAAUUUUCCCACAAAUCGUUUUUGGCGAGGAAGUCUGGGGUCUGGCCUGACGCCAGGGUGGGCUGGUGGGGUGAGGGGGGUCAGGAAGGCUUUCAGGCUGCACCGACUCUCCCAGCUUUCCGGGUGAUUUUUAAAUUGGAUUCAGAUACCUUAUCCGUCUGCUGACAGCUUCUGUGACCCGCCUCAUGGGAGGAGAAGUCACUGUUCACGGCUGAGACGCCCGCCAGCGCCGCGCGUUGCACUCUGCACUAAAUAGAGCUCAUUAAAGCAGUGCCGUCCUCA